GCGAGAGAGUUAGAGAGUCUGUUUAGUGAGGAAAGAGAGAUUAUCCAGGCGUGGAGAUCAAAUUUUUUGGAGAGGGUAAAGGCUAGAAGCGUAUCACACGAAGAAACUAGUAAGCGAUCUGCAGAGAGCAAGACAACGGAAGACAAAGUAACGCAGGGAAGUAUCGACAGGACAUGAGCGGGACAGCAGUGCACACGACGGAUCGGUACUCAUUGCAUGUGGUAGGGAGAUUGGACGGACCAUUGGUGUUAAUGAUCGUAGAGCUCCAACUCCAUACCAGACUGUGCAUAGUUGAGGAGGCAGAGUGUGUCCACCGUGCCCUGCGCGAGGCAAGGGGGACAGGACUUUGGAUUGGAAUAGAAGGAGGACGGAGGAUUAAAUAUGUGCUCCAAGUGACACCUUUCGAAGGGCAGUCUAGGAUAAGGGCAUGGUACGAGACGACAAAAGAGCCGCAGAGGUUGAAGAUAACCGAAGCUAGGAAAGCUGGAGAGUUAGGGAGAGUAGUAAUAGAUGGAGCAAUACUCAGGGUGUUAGCCGCUCACAACCGAUACUGGAAGGAAACGAUGAAGACUUUAGAGGCGAUAGACGAAGGAGGAGAUAGUGAGGACUUUGAGACAUUUUAUGACAUAUUGGAGCGGUCGGCGAUGAGGGGCUAUGGUAUCACUGAAUAUCUGGAGAAGUGGGAGCUUCACGCCGGCCGGAGUCAGUGGUCAGAGAAAGAGAUUAUAGAGAACUUCCUAUUUAAUGUGGACCCAAGUCUUUGUAGGGAAGUUAAGGAAGUUCGACCGAAGGAUGAAAAAUGGACUACGUACAAGAAGAACCUCGUUGAGCUUAACAAAUUGGAGGAUAACAAGUAUUCCAUCAAGGACCUUGAAACAAUGACUCAAGAUGAAGAUGAGAGCGUAUGGGCAUUUGGGAUGCGUUUCCAAAAGAUCUCCGACGUGCUGAUGAAGAAGGGAAAGAUCUCAGAGCUCGAGCGCUGUACUAUCUUCAUCGGACACUUGUCCAAAGGUAGGCAAAAGAGUAUACUUAGAGAUCUUCCACGCGACAGGCUUCAUUUCCCAGAAGUUCUAAAGCUCGCGAUAAAGGCAGAGGCAGACGAUUACAAGGACUUGGUGUGGAGAGCGAUGAGGAGACGUGACUUCUCUCCCUACAAGGAGUAUGCCACUGAUAGAUGUCUUGAUUUCAAGGAUUAUCCCUGGUCGGAGAAGAAUGAGGCCGUGGCUGAGGAAGUGAAGGAGAUAAGGGACAUGGUGAAGGGAUUAACGAGACAAGUUACAGAGAUUGUGACUGCCACAGGGGUCACGGCCUACCGGGACAAACCUGGAGGGCCCUAUUCACUUCGCUGGGAUCGUUGUUCGGACCGUAGGAACAACGAUCCCUGGAGGAGUAUCGAGGAUAGAAAUCGUCGGACGCUGAUUGAUUAUCGAACGAGGGGAAGAGAGAGAGACGAUGAGCCAUGGCGACGUAGGGACGAUGAGAUAGACCGAGACCGCAGAGAUCGCGAGCCGUUUGUGCGAGCAAGGAGGCUGGAUGAUUACCCGCGAAGUCCUCGCUAUGAGGCCGAUCGGGGUAGAGGCGAUUCCCGCGGCCGAUGGGAGACAGAACAGAGCCGACGAGAUGGAUAUAGGGACGACAGAUAUGAGAGAUCGGACCGAGAUGGAUAUAGGGACGACAGAUACGAGAGGCCGGGUCGAGAUGGCUACAGAGGAAGUAGAUAUGAGAGAGGAGAUCGGGACUGGGAACGACAAGAUGGGUCGCGCGGACGGUUUGAGCGCGGGGGCGAUGCGAGAGAGCAGCGCGACGAGUCGCGGGGGUGGUACAACCGAGGGGACCGACGCGAUGAGUCACGAGGACGAUAUAACUCCGGGGACCGCUGGGAUGAUUCGCGAGGGCGGUAUGAGCAAGGAGGGUUUGGAGGAGACCGGCGCAACGAUCCGCGCGGUCGGAAUGAGAGAGGGGGAUAUGGUGUCUUAUCAGAACCAUAUCCCAAGUUUCCUGACCCCAAGGCGGCCAGGAGUUCGAUCUCUAGAGGCGCAGACGAUAGGGCAUCCACUCCUAGGAACUCAUGCUACGUCAAGUGGGAAGAUGAUCUUGGAGAUGUAUCGAUGUUCCCUUCGAUGAAGGAGAAUGUCGAAGCAAGGAGAAUAAAGACGAGUAAAGGAAUGGAGCCGGUCAGGAGCCAGAGCAUCAAGAUAACCUUUGAGGGGGACAUGGCGGCCACACCCAUAAGGGUGGCAGCCACCAAGUCGGCGAGAGGGUCUACAUCGAAGAAAACUGACACGGAUUACGUGAUGGCGGAGAAAGACGGGCAGCGGGUCGAUGGAGAGGAGGUUAUCCUUUCGCCGCGGAAGCGGGGAGUGAAGAAGUUCUUAAUGAAGAGUUCGUUGGACGAGAUUGACACAGUCGAGCCACUGAGGCGGGCCCUUCGGCAACCCAUGCAGUGCUCUAUUCUGGAGUACCUGGCGGCAUCGAAGCCGGCUCGUGAUGAGUUACAGAUGAUCACGCGGAAGACUCGCAUACCUCUAUCGGAGGAGGGUCAGGGGGSCCCUAAGGCGGAAGCUUCUACAGUAGCAGUAACGGGGGUGACUGCCAGAGCGGAUCGCAUGGCGAUAGUCCUUCUCGAUGGAAUGGAAGGUGUGCCUCCAGACAAGUUUUAUAUACUUGGUAGCGGGGCCGUGGAGACGAUUAUAAACGAUGGAGCGGUACUCGAUGCUGUGAUUGAUAACGGCAGUGAGGCUGUCAUCAUAGAUGAGGACCUGGCGGUACAAGUUGGACUGGGCCUCGAUAGGUCAUACCUAUUCGAGAAAGAGACGGCUGAUGGGAGAAAGCAACAGAUGACUAGGGUUUGUCACAAGGCAGCCAUAGAGGUCCAAGGGGUACGAGUGACCCUGCCUGUCUUUGCAGUCAAGAACAGCAGCUCCGACCUGCUCUUGGGUCGAACGUGGCUCAGCCACGUGCAUGCGGUGACGAUAGAGCGACCAGAUAGGAACCAAACAUUGUCCAUUAAGAAGCCAGACGGGACGCGAGUAAUAAUUGAGACAGUGGAGCCUCGGGACCCGAGGAACAGAGCAGCUCUCGCUGCGGGUGCAAGACCCAGUGAACAGAUUAAGUCGUUCUCUAUCUCCAGCCGUGCGGUGCGAUUUCGCGAGAAGAAAUAUGGACCACUGCUCACAGAGGAAGAAGGACGGAUGGUGGAGGUCGAAGACUUAGGGAGUCGGCUAAUAGUGGACGGCACCUCGUACCCAAAGGAAAAAGAUGAGGAAUUUGGCGAGCCGUUUGAUAGCGCUUAUGCAAAUCGAUGGUUCUUCCUACGAAAGCCGAAUGGCAAGAUCCGAUGGAUCCAGGACCUUCAGAAGGUCAACGCGGUGACGAUACGAGACGUGGGCUCCGUGCCACACGCCGAUUUACUGGCAGAAGGCGCAGCAGGUAGGUCGAUCUAUUCGGUCUGUGAUCUGUUYUCAGGCUAUGAUGAGGUACCGCUUGACCCUAGGGACAGACACCUCACGGCUAUGCAUACGCCAUUGGGACUGAUUCAAAUGAUGGUUGUCCCUAUGGGAUGGACUAAUGGGGUAGCCGUUUUUCAGAGAGCCAUGAUAGCCGUCCUCAAGGACUUCAUCCCUGAUAAGGUUGAAGUUUUCCUGGAUGACUUUCCUAUAAAAGGGUCAGUAGAGAGGGAUGAGACAGAGGUUAUACCUGGAGUUAGAAGAUUCGUCGAGCAGCACCUAACAGACAUUUGCGCGGUACUCGAGCAGCUGGACGAUUCGAAUUUGACAGUCAGCGGGACCAAGAGCCGAUGGGCCGUCUCGACUAUUAAGAUCUUGGGCUUUAUAUGUGACUUGAGAGGACGCCGAGCAGACCCGGCGAAGUUAGACAAACUCCUGAACUGGCCGUCACCGUUACAUAGCGCAACCGAGGUCCGGCAGUUUCUGGGAAUGGUCGGUUACUGACGCAUAUUCAUACGGGGGUAUGCGGAAAAGGCUGAGCCAUUGAGGUUACUCCUACGAAAGACUGAGAACUUCUAUUGGAAUUCUUCGCAGAAACUUGCUAUGCAAGAACUUAAAGACGAAUUUAAGGAAGGAGGACGCGUGUUGGGUGUGCCAUUCUUUGAUGAUGAGACCGAGAGACCCUUCAUAGUAUCCACGGAUGCUGGACCAUAUUCAGUAGGUGGUUUGCUAUCUCAGAAGGACGCUGGAGGGAGGGAAAGACCGUUAAGAUUUGAGAGUAGGACACUUAAUACGGCUGAGCGUAACUACAAUCAAUUCAAGAAAGAAGU
Chara braunii is the source of this 4276-nucleotide messenger RNA. The record is from the annotation of a GenBank genome assembly. Lineage: Eukaryota; Viridiplantae; Streptophyta; Charophyceae; Charales; Characeae.